Molecule: messenger RNA, 234 nt
Organism: Cylicostephanus goldi
Lineage: Eukaryota; Metazoa; Nematoda; Chromadorea; Rhabditida; Strongylidae
Source: the annotation of a GenBank genome assembly
AUGCGAUAUUGUUCGAUAAACACGCAAGAAAGAGGUGAACAAGGUCGAAUGGACGAUCUUUGGAGCUUGCUGUACAUAUUGGUGGAAAUGAGGGGACAAUUGCCGUGGGCCUUUGCAACAGCUGUUGCAUCGUCGCGAAAACAAAGAAAUAAACUGCUGAUUGCGAACCGUAGACGAGAACAACCGCAAGGUGCCAUACGAUUUAGUGUCACUGUUUACAUAAUACAAAGAUAG